UAUGGCUAGUGUUGACAUCAGCGGCCAUUCCAGUUUAUGCUCUCGCGUCGUGUGGUUGUGAUUGUGCUAUGAAGAGAAAAGUUUAGAGUGAGUCAUCAAGGAAGUUACUCGAAACAGUCAGUGUUGUUUAAAGUGUUCAUGCUGGAUAUGAGUUAAGUAAAUUAACUCGAACUUAAAUUUAUAUUGUUUAGUUGUGUUUUUGUGAAUUGUUUCUUUACAUCAAAAGUAAAAUCUAUUAACCUCAACAUAGACACUAUGGCAACAGAUGCUCAAAGGUUAAUAACAAUUUCUCUCACCAAGAUUGCUCAGUCACGCUCUCAAAGAGGAGGUGUUAGCCUGCAUAAGAAUUUACUGGUGGCAACUGUUCUCCAAAAAGCAAGGUUCAUCUUCAUGGAAGAAGCUUUCAACAUGGUCAACGGUCCUUCUACUUCUGCUGGAGGAUAUGCUGCAAGCACACCAGAGGUUCAGGAGUACAGCUACAUCGAUGACGACAAUUUGGUUGCACUAACAGCAGAAGAAGCUGGUGUAGGAGUCUCUUCUUCACAGCCUUCCUCUGAAGCAGAAUCUGCAUCAGGUGAUUUGAGUUUUUUACAAUCACCCAUCACUUAUGUAAGAUGUCCUGAAGCAUUGGAAGCAAACAAAGAAAACCAUGCGCCUUCACCAUACUGCCCUCAAACUGGAGAAGCUCCAACUUACCUUGAUUUGGAUAAGGCACCUAGAGAACAAAGUGUUGUAAUCCUCAGAGAGAGAUCUUCCCCCUGUUCAUCUUCAAGGUGCCUGAAAAGAAGAAGAGCUGUUGCUGAGUGGGAAACUGAAGAAGCAGUACUCUCAAUUCUUCCGAAGAGACAUAAGUCAGGUCUGGAGCACGAGAGCGGUGAUGAUUCCGUUUUCUUGGACGAUUCGACUCUGCUGUCCGACUGCGAAGAAGUAGGUGAUGGAAGUUCGACAACUAUGGAAAUAGACCGCAUCACAAGUUUGGUUUCCAUAUUUAGUUUUGGUGGACUGAGUGCAACUGCUGGUGGAAGUGCAACCGACCUGAGUACGACUUCAGGACUGGGUAAGCUGACUAGAUCGACUUCAACACCUGACCUCUGUUCAGCACAAGCAAAAGAAAGCGUUGAUGCAUUACAGCAAAGGCCUUUCCUUGCUAUGACAGUAUAAAUAUACAUUAAUUGACGAUAUUUGUAAAUUAUUUUAAUUUUAAGAAUUGUCCAUUUUUCUUAAAUGUAGAGAUUUGUUGUUAAAGUAUGGCCUAUUUGGACAGUCAGUCUUGUUAAUAAAUUAUUAAAAAUUCACUAAAUUAAAGUGAAUAUAAUGUUUCUUACUUUGUAAUUUUGCUAUUUGUACUUUAGUUUUAACAAAUAACUGAGGUUUUGAAUCAAAUUCAAUCUAAUUUACUAGGCUACCUGAUUAAUGAAUAUCCUAGGUCUUAAUCUAGGACUAACAAAUAUUUCAAUGCUAAAAUAACUUUAUUCAUUUAGCUCAAAUGUGCUGAUCUAGUGAUUAACCUAGGGAUAUUACUGUCCAAACUAAAUACUUUUACUAGGCCUAGGCCUAUUAUUGUAAUUUUUUAUUGAAAGAGGAACCAAUUGAUCAAAACAAAAAGGAGAAAUUUAUUUUAUUUAAAAUUUAAUUCUUUUAGAUAUUAUUAGUAUGUAUAAAGAAAAUUAGCUGAUGCCAAAUCCUCUAUAAAUGUAUCUUAUUGUUUCACUACAAUUCAAUAAUGACACACUGUACGUUUUUGAAGCUGUAUGAGUGUAGUCUAUUUAUUCCUGUAGUGAAGUUGAACAUAAAGAAAGCUCUAUACAAUAGUUUUAUUACUGUGUUUGUUUAUCCAUGCUUGUAUGAGCGUAAAUGUUUCAAGGUAGGCCUAGAAACGAAAUCUUUUCAUUUUAAUGAAAUGCUGGACUGGCCGCCCAUCGAAGUUACCAACGGGCCUUUACUUUUAUACAAAGUUAAAUCCUUUAAAUAUUUUUGUAUUUUGGUAAUUCUACCAAUGUGAUAUAAGUGAGAAUAUCUUUUUUUUAUUGCACAUAUUUUAUAUUGUUCUGAAAAUAUGUUAUUGUAAAUAAUUCUUGUACAUAAAAGUAAAUGUUUUAUUGUAACGUAGCUACAUAAAUAUCCAGAUUAAUAUAUCUGGUAAGGGGAGCAGAGGCCAAGAAACUCGUAGUCAGUUGAGGAUGUUGCCAAUUUCGUCUUAGGUCCAGUAAAUUUUCUAAGUUUUUAUCAUGAUACUUAAUUGGUGGCCUUUGCGAUUUACUAUUGUUUUUUGGGAAAUUGUCAAAGUAAAAAUAUCCAAACUUGUUUUCAUCCUGUCGUAACUUAGUGACUUUAUUCUGUUGAAAGUCACUAUCAUCUUUACCUUAUAUUUUUUAUUGUUCUAAAAUUUGUAAUGUUUCACUAUGUUUUUACUGUUACUACUGUUAGUUAUAUAGGUGACAUUGUUUACUAUUCUGAAAAUAAUAUCAAUUAAUGUUGAAAUUCAUUAAAAGAAAUAACGUUUUUAUUUAAGACAAUUAUUUUUUUGUACUUGUGUUGACAUGCACAAUUUUGUAUAAAGUUCAGCUCUGUUUUAAGAGACUGUUGUGUAUUUUUGUAAAUAAACUGAUAUGAUUUGCUAUAUUAAAUAAAAAAUGACUAUCCUGAA
Molecule: messenger RNA, 2647 nt
Organism: Homalodisca vitripennis (glassy-winged sharpshooter)
Lineage: Eukaryota; Metazoa; Arthropoda; Insecta; Hemiptera; Cicadellidae
Exons: 1
Coding region: 256-1161 (301 amino acids)
Source: RefSeq, a predicted model, not a curated record